This is a messenger RNA of Brienomyrus brachyistius, 3372 nucleotides long. RefSeq names its product WW domain-binding protein 2-like. Lineage: Eukaryota; Metazoa; Chordata; Actinopteri; Osteoglossiformes; Mormyridae. Gene Ontology annotation, biological process: positive regulation of DNA-templated transcription. Gene Ontology annotation, cellular component: nucleus. The transcript is spliced from 8 exons. Gene Ontology annotation, molecular function: transcription coactivator activity; chromatin DNA binding. Bases 101 to 985 code for a protein of 294 amino acids. The record is from RefSeq and is a predicted model, not a curated record.
GCAACGUGAUGACGUAGCGGAUUGCACAGAGAAGAGGCUUCAGGAAGGAGUGCGGUGCAGUUUUAGCGAUAGGUUUUUACCACAUUAUUUAAUCGAGAACAUGACGCUCAAUAGAAAUCACUCUCCAAAUGGUGGUAUUUUAAUUAAUAACGGCGAAAGCGUGCUGAGGGAGUAUAAGAAUGUGGAGCUGUCCUUCAGUGAUGUGACCGGCAGGGGGGAGUUGUUGAGGGGCACCAGGAAGGGCACCGCCUACUUGACUCCAUACAGGAUGGUCUUCGUUUCCCACAAUGCCAAGGACAGCUUGGUCUCUGUGAUGUUCCCCUAUUAUCUGAUGAAGGGCUGCAGCAUCGAACAGCCUGUCUUUGGUGCAAACUUCAUCAAAGGCACCAUCUCGGCUGAGCCUGGGGGUGGCUGGGAGGGACAUGCCGCUUUUAAGCUGGUCUUCCCUAGUGGAGGCGCCAUAGAAUUUGGCCAGCAGCUCUUCAAGCUGGCCUCCAACGCCUCACGUGCGCCGCCUGUGCCCAGUGGAGGUGCUUCCUUUGGCUACCCCUCUCCUGGAGGCAUGAAUAAUUAUGGGCCUGCUGUUCCUGCGCCUGCUCCUGCUCCACCCCCAGCCCCAUACAAUUAUCCCCAGAAUUACCCCUAUGUGCAGCCACCCCCGAGCAAUGGUUACUAUCCAGGUGCACCUCAGCCGCCUGCUGGAAUGGGGUAUCCCUGCCCACCAGCUUCUGCAGGGGUAUACCCAGUUGUCCCAGCAGUCCCCAGUGCCCCCCCUGCCCCCAGUGCCCCUCCCUACAUGCCGCCUCCUCCACCAUACCCUGGACCUCCCCAGGGCUGGCCAGCUCCCUACCCAGGUCCCGUGCCAGCGGACGCGGCAGGCAAUGCGUUCUAUAUCCCCAAUAACCCUCACAAUGCAUACAUGCCCGUGGAACAGCCUCCCCCCUAUGCCCCAUACGCCCCCUAUCAGGACAAGAAGAACAACUGAGACCAUUGAAAAGAAGCAAUGUUCCUUAAGUAAGGUGUCUCUGACCGACCCCCAGCUGGUAGCACUCAUGUACAAUGAUGUGCUUUUAACCAGGCCUUCUGUGCUGUCAUACAUAUCAGAAUACAGUCACCAUUGAUGUACCAAAAACCAAAAUCAUGGAUUUUGGAAGAAACCAAAAACCAUGUGACAUUUGAUGAAAAUUAACCCCCAGCUGUUUCCUGUUGUGUAAUAAUAUAAAAUAAUCGAUUGGCCCUUUUUAGACAAAUACUUUUUUUUGUGCAAUCCUGUGAAUUUUUUGCUGGGAUUUUCGGUUUAGCCAUUAAGAAUGAGGAAAUGAUCAAGCCGAAAGAAAUCUUGUAUGGGUAUUAAUUACAGAAUUGAAAUACUCAUUAAAAUACUUUUUUACAAAGUAUGUAUAACUAAAACACCGUAUUGGUUCUUAGUAAGUGAUAACGUUAUUUUGAAGUGAGAUUACUAACUAUAUGCACAUGGUAUAUAAAUGCUAUCAGUAGCCAUUCUCAGAAUAGUUAGUUUGUUUGCCGUCAUUGUCAUUUAUUUGUUCAUUUUCAUUAUUAGUGUGGUAAAUGUUACUGACCAAACGCUUCCCCCCUCAGUUGUGUUAAUGCAUCUAUUGAAUUGUUACUCAUUCUUACUGUCACAGCCUAGAGACGUAGAACAAGUUGCAAGGAAUCCUCAAUGUUAUAUAAUACUAAGUCAGUCAUGAGAGGUUAACGUGACCAUAUUUUUUUUCUUUUACUUGAUGUGACAUUAAGUUAUGGUUUUUUGUUACAUUCAUACGGUGUUUAGUACCGUUUGAUUUGUCUGCAAGUUACUAACUGCAUUCGUUUUGUUUUUUGUUUGCAUGUUUGUGUCAUGUGGUUUUCUUAUUAUUAGUACAAUAGUAAAACUAUUGAUAAAUUGAGUAGAAUAUAAUAGUGAUAUUUAAUUAAUCCCCAUAGGGAAAUCCUCUUUUCACCAUCUUGCCCUCCCGAGACAUGCAGACACAUGUUGGUUGAGCACAAGCUUGGGGGUGACAUUGCAGGGGCAGGCAGUGUACAGCACCCCCGGAGCUUAGUGUUAAGUGCCUUGUGCAGCAAUGCUUGGCAUCAGUCUUCCAGCACUGGGAUUUAAACCGACAACCUACCGUUCAUGGGCACAGACUCCUAACCUGCUGAGCCACGCAUCACCCCUAAGGGUAUACCUAAGGAUAAACCAACUCCACAUUCUUUUUAAUAGCAUCUAGAAGUGUUUUGUGUUUGGCUAUAGACCAGCAUAAAUUGAUUUAACAUUUCUGUCCAAAUUUUAAGGGUGUUGUUGAAUAUGCAUUCGUUUAUAUUCCAAAAGAAGUUAAUCCUUGUUGGAAUAUUUCAAAAUUAGUUAUACUCUACUAAAGCAUUUCAAGAUGUUAUUUGAGGUGUGCUCAAAGAUAAAUUUAGCUCUAGUCGCUACGGACAUUUCACUUGUAAGUCUGUGUUGGCAUUGCACUGUUCGCCUGGAUACUGAUUGAAAGACUGCUUAACCGAUCAGUGAGAGACAAAUAGCUAAACCGCAACAACAAAGUGAUUGUGAGACAUGAAUAAAUUAGAAUCUGGAGCCAUUUGGUUUACCGGAGACCACAAGGUAUUCAAAUAACUCUGGAUUUCCGAACAUAAUACAUUUAAAAUAUUCUGUAGUGAUGACAAGGAACCCAUUUUUGAAAGAUGCACAUACGGUCAAUCAUAUGAAAUGUGCUAUAUGUCUGACAAUUUUUUAUGAAUAUGGAACAAUUUUCCGUGCAUACAGAUGGCAGUUUGUGUGCACACAGUCGCUUGGUGCUGUUCCGGCUCUCACGAUGCUCUUGCCGGUUUCCAAGGCUUUCGGUAUCUUAAAUCAGUACCACAGCAUGAUUUCAUCAUUUUGACUGUGGAUUCUUUUCCCCUUUUCCUUUAAUUACAACCCAAUUGCUAUUCUUUCAUCACGGGUUAAAGUUCAUGUGAACACAUUGACUAUGUGACUGUACCUGGACAGACCACGUUUAUGCUGUGCAUCAGGUAGCUACACUCUGCUCACUAUCCAAAUUUGUCAUAAUUUUAAAGACACAUAUUCUGUCCUUUGGCUCGGUUCAUUCGGACUAGGAAGAUGUAUUUCGGUCUUGAAACCCUGGACAGGCAAGUCAUUAAUGAGUCAGAGUAGCAUGGAUUGUGAUACCAUGGCAGUAACAAUUAACAGCUAUUAAUGCACUCCGCCUUUAAGCUUAUUUAAGGUUUUAAGUGGUCAUGGAAUGUUUUUGCACAGGGGAAUUGUUUGUAUUAGGAUGGACAAGCGUAAAUGUAUCAGUAGUGUUUCAAUAUUGUUCCUAAUUUGUAUCUAUGUUAAAAAUAUUGUAAAUAAAUACCUCUGAACCAUUA